UAUCCUGUUCCUUGAUUGCUCCAUCCCUCCUUCAUCUGCCUGGACUGUACUAAUCAUGAGCUCACACUUGUCCAGUACAGGGCUAUCGCGAGCUGCUCAGGUACGUACCUCGCCGGAAGAAACACUCGCCUAGGCAGAAUCUUUGAAUGCUCACCUCUCCCUUCUCACCUCUUCCGCUCGUCUUUGCACCAUUGCCCUUCCUUUGAGGCAGACAGCUCGCCGGCGGCUCACGCCCAACUGUCUUGCACUAGCGGUAACACUUCCCUCGACCUCUCACUUCCGGACGGCAGGAUGGCCUCCUCUUGUGCCUGCCUCGCAGUCUCGUCCUCUCUCGACCUCACCACCGGCCCAGACACCAGGUCCGCGUUCCGCACUCACGAUGGCCCUCCUGGUCGGCGUGGUAGGAGCGGGGGCUUACGCCGUUGGCUCUCUCUAUCCGCCAGCAUUCGUAACCAUGGUCAAGCCUAGGGAGGCGCCUGCCGCACCGCAUGCCAGCUCUGAGGAAGGCAUAGCUCACACAGCUCAGAUUGAAAAGCAGCUCAUGGAGCUACCGUUGGUGCGGCAUCUCCUCUCUGCUGGCGAUGGUGGAAAGGGUGGCGAAAAUGCUAGCGGUCGUGUCGAGGGGCGCCCAUCGGAUAGCAUAGGUGUGCUCUCUGGCAGCAAUCCCAGUACACAGAGCCCGUCUCUGGAGACCUCUCCCUCGAGCUCGACCGCGGAGCCAUACUACAUUGCCUCGAGACCAUACCGCCGCUUCCCUCCUUCAAAGCUUCUUCACUCCCUCACAGCCGGAACCCUUCGCGGACCCGGUCGCUUCGCAGUCCCUCCUCUGAUCGUUGCCAAGACCAAGGCGGGUGCAGCGGCCGAGGGCGGGCACGAGGGGGACGCCUAUGCCUUUGUUCACCUCGGUCGUUCCCUCUGUGGUCAUGACGGGAUCAUCCACGGCGGUCUCCUGGCUACCAUCUGCGACGAGGCCUUUGCCCGGACUGCCUUCUUCUCCCUGCCUUCCAAGGUAGGGGUGACGGCCCGCCUAGAGCUGGACUAUCGUGCUCCGACCUAUGCCGAUCAAUUCGUGGUGAUUCAGACGAGCUUGGUCGAGAAUCGGGGAAGGAAAGCAGUCGUGCAGGGCGAGAUCAGGGACAUGAAUGGCAAGCUCCUCGUCUCAGGGAAGGCCAUCUUCGUGGAGCCCAAGUUUGCAAAGUUCCUGGAUACGAGCCUCGUCAAGGACGCAAUGGACACUCAUGACUGAGAGGUGCGAGGGAUUGCCCGCGUGCGAGGCGCAAGCGCUGUGGUAGACGUUGCGGCGAAUUCAUCUGGUCGACGUGCCGCUGUACUCUAGAGUCACUCAACACAAUAGACCCUACAGCCAUCAUCAGGGGCUCAAUGAUACGAGACAGUCUAUC
This is a messenger RNA of Microstroma glucosiphilum, 1400 nucleotides long. Its product is annotated as Thioesterase/thiol ester dehydrase-isomerase. The coding region runs from base 380 to 1246 and encodes 288 amino acids. The transcript has a single exon. The record is from RefSeq and is a predicted model, not a curated record. Lineage: Eukaryota; Fungi; Basidiomycota; Exobasidiomycetes; Microstromatales; Microstromataceae.